Miniopterus natalensis is the source of this 1641-nucleotide messenger RNA. RefSeq names its product keratin, type II cytoskeletal 75. Gene Ontology annotation, cellular component: keratin filament. Gene Ontology annotation, molecular function: structural constituent of skin epidermis. The record is from RefSeq and is a predicted model, not a curated record. Gene Ontology annotation, biological process: keratinization; intermediate filament organization. Lineage: Eukaryota; Metazoa; Chordata; Mammalia; Chiroptera; Miniopteridae.
AUGUCCAGGCAGUCCACCAUCACCUUUCAGACGGGCAGCCGCAGGGGCUUCAGCACUGCCUCAGCCUCCGGGCGCCCUCGCUUCAGUUCAGCCUCAGUGGCCCGCACCACAGGGGCCAGUGGAGGGCUGGGAAGAAUCAGUGGCCCAGGGGCCAGCUUUGGAAGCCGCAGCCUCUACAACCUAGGGGGGACCAAGCGGGUCUCCAUCGGUGGGAGUGGCAACAACUUCCGAAGUGGCUUUAGUGGCAGGGCAAGCAGCGGGUUUGGGGUCAGCAGUGGCUUUGGCUAUGGGGGUGGAGUGGGAGGGGGCUAUGGGGGUUCUGGCUUCCCCGUCUGCCCCCCUGGAGGCAUCCAAGAAGUCACUGUCAACCACAGUCUCCUGACUCCCCUCAACCUGCAAAUCGACCCCACCAUCCAGCGAGUACGGAAGGAGGAGCGGGAGCAGAUCAAGACCCUCAACAACAAGUUCGCCUCCUUCAUCGACAAGGUGCGCUUCCUGGAGCAGCAGAACAAGGUCCUGGAGACCAAGUGGAGCCUCCUGCAGGAGCAGGGCACCAAGGCGGUGCGGCAGAACCUGGAGCCCUUCUUUGAUGCCUACCUCAGUGACCUCCGCCGGCAGCUGGACAGUGUCACCACUGAGAGGGGCAGGCUGGACGCUGAGCUGAGGAACAUGCAGGACAUCGUAGAAGAUUUCAAAGUCAGGUACGAGGACGAAAUUAACAAGCGCACUGCUGCUGAGAAUGAGUUUGUGGCCCUGAAGAAGGACGUGGAUGCCUCUUACAUGAACAAAGUGGAGCUGGAGGCCAAGGUCAACUGUCUGACUGAUGAGAUCAACUUCUUACGGAUGCUCUAUGAGGAAGAGCUGUCCCAGAUGCAGACCCAGGUCAGCGACACGUCCGUGGUGCUGUCCAUGGACAACAACCGCAGCCUGGACCUAGACAGCAUCAUCGCCGAGGUCAAAGCACAGUACGAAGACAUUGCCAACCGCAGCCGGGCUGAGGCCGAGUCUUGGUACCAGACCAAGUAUGAGGAGCUGCAGGUCACGGCGGGCAGACACGGCGAUGAUCUUCGAAACACCAAACAAGAGAUCUCUGAGAUGAACCGGAUGAUCCAGAGGCUGAGAGCUGAGAUUGACAACGUGAAGAAGCAGUGUUCCAGCCUGCAAACGGCCAUCGCUGACGCAGAACAGCGCGGAGAACUGGCCCUCAAGGAUGCACGAGCCAAGCUGGUGGACCUGGAGGAGGCCCUGCAGAAGGCCAAGCAGGACAUGGCCCGGCUGCUCCGGGAGUAUCAGGAGCUGAUGAACGUCAAGCUGGCCCUGGACGUGGAGAUCGCCACCUACCGCAAGCUGCUGGAGGGCGAGGAGUGCAGGCUGAGUGGAGAGGGUGUUUCUCCAGUUAACAUCUCUGUGGUCACCUCCACUGUUUCCAGUGGCUACGGCAGCGGCGGCAUCGGAGGUGGAAGCUUGGGUCUCGGUGGGGGCAGCGGCUACUCCUUCACCACCAGUGGUGGGCACAGCUUGGGGACAGGCCUGGGAGGCUCCGGCUUCAGUGCCAGUAGCAGCCGAGGCCUCGGAGGCAAUGGCUCCACCGUCAAGUUUGUCUCCACCACGUCCUCCAGCCGAAAGAACUAUAAACACUAA